AUGCCACAAAAUUUCAUCCUUGAGGUUGAAGUUUUUGAUUGUUGGGGUAUUGAUUUCAUGGGACCAUUCCCUUCUUCUUACAAGAACAACUACAUCCUUAUAGCUGUUGACUAUGUCUCCAAGUGGGUGGAAGCUAUUGCAAGUCCCAAGAAUGAUUCUGCUGUGGUUCUUAAGCUGUUUAAGACCAUCAUAUUUCCAAGGUUUGGAGUGCCUCGGAUUGUCAUCAGUGAUGGAGGUAAGCACUUUAUCAAUAAAGUGUUUGAUAAGUUAUUGAAGAAGUAUGGGAUUCAACAUAGAGUAGCUAGUCCUUAUCAUCCUCAGACUAGUGGACAAGUUGAGGUUUCGAACAGGCAUAUUAAGGAGAUUCUGGAGAAAACUGUGGGUGUUACAAGGAAGGAUUGGGCUAUGAAGCUUGAUGAUGCACUUUGGGCCUACAGAACUGCAUAUAAGACACCACUUGGCACUACUCCUUUUCAUCUGCUUGAUGGGAAAGCAUGUCAUCUUCCAGUGGAGUUAGAGCACAAGGCAGCCUGGACUGUUAAAUUGCUGAAUUUUGAUGUCAAGACAGCUUCAGAGAGAAGGUUGGUUCAGCUGAAUGAGUUAGAUGAGUUUAGACAUCAUGCAUUUGAGAACUCUAAGCUGUACAAGGAGAGAACCAAGGCUUAUCAUGAUAAGAAAAUCAUUUCCAGAAAUUUUGAGCCCAAUGAUCAGGUACUUCUGUACAACUCUCGCUUGAAGCUGUUUCCUAGAAAGCUUCGUUCUCGCUGGUCCAGACCAUUCACUAUCCAAGAAGUCCGCCCCUAUGGAGCUAUUGUGCUGCUUAACUCCAAGGGAGGAAAGUUUACUGUCAAUGGACAGAGGGUGAAACACUAUUGGGCUGAAGCCAAGAUACCAGACAGACACAUUGUGCGUUUGGAUGAUGCACCUUCUGCCUAA
Molecule: messenger RNA, 936 nt
Organism: Camelina sativa (false flax)
Lineage: Eukaryota; Viridiplantae; Streptophyta; Magnoliopsida; Brassicales; Brassicaceae
Source: RefSeq, a predicted model, not a curated record